Messenger RNA from Oryzias latipes (Japanese medaka), 4827 nucleotides. RefSeq names its product BAR/IMD domain-containing adapter protein 2. Gene Ontology annotation, biological process: actin filament bundle assembly; positive regulation of actin filament polymerization; plasma membrane organization. The record is from RefSeq and is a predicted model, not a curated record. Gene Ontology annotation, cellular component: cytosol; nucleoplasm. Gene Ontology annotation, molecular function: protein binding; cytoskeletal adaptor activity. NCBI's taxonomy places the organism in Eukaryota, Metazoa, Chordata, Actinopteri, Beloniformes, Adrianichthyidae.
UUCUCCCCUUGCCGGCUAUUCACUCCAAGUCCUGUUGGCUCAUUGUUAUUCUGCCCAAGUGAGUGAGGGGCUGCGAAAAGGCGAGGUGGAUUGCAGUUUCCUUCGGCAAAGGAACUGAUGGAGGUGCUUUUGUGACCGUGUUUCGGGGGCCCAAAGGCACGUCGGUAAUCGGCUCAGUAAUGAGGAAAGGUACAGAACGGCACUGAAUAUCUGACCCCGAUUCCUGGGAGUGAGGAAAGACAGAGAGAGGGAGUGGGGCAUGUGGAAAAAGGGGGUGGAAGGGAGGUGAGAUUUAGUGCCUUGCUGGAUGAAACAACCCCCCACAAACUAACGGAGGAGGGAAAGUGUCCUUAUAGAAAGAAAGGAAGGGGUGCUCGAGUGUUCACUGAGGACUCAAAGAACCACAUUUGGUUACAAUGUGCACAGAAAAGGAGUUUGGUGACUUCUGCAAAGCUUAGGCAAGAGGGCACAGGAGGGAAAGAACAUCCUAGAAUACAUAUUCCAAACCAGAAGGAAAAGAAAAAUGUCCCGAACUGAAGAAGUCAACAAGAUGACAGAAAAUGUUUACAAGGGCAUUCUGGACCAGUUCAACCCCAGUCUGAAGAACUUUGUGACCAUGGGGAAGCAUUACGAGAAGGCCCUGACAGGAGUGACCGUAGCUGCCAAAGGCUACUUCGACGCUCUGGUGAAGCUUGGAGAGCUGGCCAGUGACAGCCAAGGCUCCAAAGAGCUUGGAGACACCCUGUUUCAGAUGGCCGAGGUGCACCGGCAGAUCCAGGUGCAGCUGGAAGACGUGCUCAAGCUGUUCCAUUCUGAGAUGCUCACCCAGCUGGAGCAGAAGCUGGAACUGGACAUCAAAUAUCUCACUGCGACCUUAAAGAAGUAUCAGAGCGAGCGGAGGUCUCAGACCGAGUCCAUCGAGCGCUGCCAGUCCCAGCUGAAGAAACUCCGUAGGAAGAGCCAGGGCAGCCGCCACCCAAACAAAUAUGGUGAUCGAGAGAUGCAGUUUGUGGAGCUGAUGAGUCGCCGCCAAGUGGAGCUGGAUUCAUUGGUUGCUACCGGCUACAAAUCUGCUCUGACUGAGGAGAGGAGGCGAUACUGCUUCCUAGUGGACAGACAGUGCUGUGUCACCAAACUGCUGAUAAACUAUCACUCUAAGGUUAGAGAGCUUCUCUCGCAGAAACUUUCCUCUUGGCAGCAGUCUUGUUCUCAGCCAACAAAGCUGCCAGAGCGAGCCCUCAACCUGCUGCGUCACACUGCGCCACAAAGUCCAGGGGCUGCUGGGGUCGCCGAGGUCCUCCGUCACACCAAGAUUGGAUCCAGUCACCCUGAGCAAAGAGUUUCUGUACAAGAGGUUCCUCCUCUGCUGAACGGAGACUCCAGCCGUUCCCAGCAGCAGCGUCUGGUCCCCGCCUCAGGUUCCCAGACCGAUACUGGUCCUCAGGGUUCACCCCAGACUUCCCACUCUGCAUCCUCCAACGGAGGAGCUGCUGGAAGCUCAUCCCAAGGAGCAUCUCCUCAACGUGCCAGCACACCCCAGAGUGCAUCAGCCAGCCCACUCCCUGAUGGCGUUGACAACAUUUCUUCAUCCAUACCUGCAACAUCCAGCAGCUCCCUGCAGCAGGGCUCUCUCCUGCCGGCCACAAACACAUCCAAUCUCUCUCCAAGCCUCAUCCCCUCCACAGUCAUGUCACUGAGCCAGAUCUCCCCCACCAGCGGCUCCUCGCAGGGCAUGACGGUCCCAAUCCCCCACAGUGCUCCUCACAGUCCUCCACUGUCCCACAGUGCUCCUCUCUCCAGGGCCAUGACCCCUGUGCAGAUGCUGCAUCCGCAGGUGGGACCAGGAGGAAGCAACACCCUGUCUCUGUCACAUAACCCCUGGAUGCUCAAAGCUGCAGAGAUGUCUGCUACUGCAACUCUUCCCCUGCCGAGAAGACCAGUCAGUGAAAUGAGACUGGGAGGCUUUCAGGGCUCCAGUCUCCCCAGGAGCCUGCCUUUAUCUGGGGUUACACGAGUGGAAGCUAUGUUUGCUCACACACCUGGGGCGUUGGAGGGUGUAGGUGGAAAUAUUGGGGGCGGGGCUUGCCUACUUCACUUUGUACCUGGUGACAACAUCACCCUGCUGAUCUCUGAGCCCAGGGACGGGUGGCACUACGGUCAAAAUGAACGCACCGGACGAAAAGGCUGGUUCCCAUUCUCCUACACUCAACCACAGCACAGCAGGAUAGAUCAGCUGGAGCGCUCUCUCUUCUUAUCUAAGGCUAACAGCACCAGUACAGGACAGCUGGACAAACUUGUGUCUUCGAGCCUCACUCCUGAGUCAGAGGAGGAGCGCGCUCUUCCUCCCCAGAGGGUCAGCACCUUCCGCCCUCGCCCGUACAGCAUGGCCGACAGUAACAAGAUCACCUCAGAUUUGGCCUCCUCGCCUCCUUCUCCCACCAGGCCUAAUCCUUUUGCCCAUGUCCGACUCAGAAAAACCAUCACCAACGACCGCUCGGCUCCCAUCAUCGAGUGAGUCUCAAUAGACGGCUGAGGUUUCAUCUGCCCGUCAGGCCUGAGGUUGAGGCCUGGAAACACCACACCUGUCUGUGCUUUCCAACAGCAAUCUACACCGGAUGUUGUAUUUUUAAAUAUAGACAUUCGCAUCUUGUGUUUCAUGUGAAAGAAGAAAUUAUUUACUGCAUUACUGUGGCUCAUCUUAUGGAUGUGACAGCACUUUUGUUUGAUUAUAGAGUUUUUUUAGGACUAAAGAAAGACCACAGCUGGAAAGCUGCUGUUACAAAAACAUAAAAAGUGGAUUAUUUUCUUAGAGUUUGAGCCCAUUGUGCUGUGCCCCACUGGUCCAAAGUGUCUAACAUUUCCUCAUUUGUCCUAAUUUGUUUAUAGGGCUCAUUGUUUUAAGCCACAACUUUUCUUUAGGGGACUGGAUCCUGCAUUAGCAGGCUGGACGUUAACUGUUGCAAGAUAUUGAGAAGAGGACAGGCUCCUUCUCUGUUACAGUAUUAAUUUGAAUAAGAAAAGUGCGUAUUUGCUUUUUUAAUUAACUGGCUGGGAAAGCCUUUCAAAUAUAUUGUGUUUUGAUUAAAGAUAUUUUAGAUACGAUACUUUAAUAAUAAAUCUGACAUGAAAGUUUUGAGUUUUUAAACUGUGAAAAAUUCCCCCACUGGAAAUAGAAGGAAAAAAACUGAAGAACACACAAAUAAAGCUCACAAACGUCAUAAAUUAGUAGCUGAAUGGCUGGACAGUAGGAAGAGGAAUGUAGUUUGAGAAAGUUGCAUGUUGUGGAGGGUUCCAAGUCCCACGAUUGGGAGGUUUGCAUGCUUAGUCUUGGGAUUUUAGACUUUUUAUCUUAGUCCCAGAUUAAACCUCUUAGGACAUGCCGUCCACAUCGGUGGACAUCACAUUUGGGUUAUAUUACUGCUUUAUUUCCCCAGUAAAGCAGGUAAUUCUGCUUUACUGGGGCCCUGUGACUAUGUGUGUAGAGGGUUAGCUCAAAUUCUAGCUCGGGGCUUAAGAGGUUAAAGCCAUACACCACCUCAAUAACAAGACUGCAGUUGUGGUUAUCAGCCAGACUGAGCCAAAUCUUGAAGUAAGAUGUGAAAAGUGAAAGCGGAUCAACAGACCAAGUCGAAUGGAGAAAUGUAUCUAUGAAAGUGAUGAAGAAAGCAUUGGAGAAGUUGUCCAACGCCUGAGCAAGUGUCCACAGUAAACUAGAGACAUUCAGAGUAGUAUUCUGAUGACAAAUCCCAAUUCAAGCAUCAUUUUUAUCCAAACUGACUUUUAUUUUUUGUUUUUACUGCUGGAAAUCGCUCUGAUCUUUCUGCACCUUGAAGAUACAAGAUUUCACACAUUGAUGUUUUAUAAAAUAAUUUCUAAAGACGAAUAUUACUUUGUGUUUUACUACAUCACUGACAGUAACAAAAUGAUUGUUUGAAUUUGUAAAUAAUGUUAAAAAAUAAAAACACCUGUGAUCAUUAGAAUUAUAUUUCAAUAGAUUUAAAGUGAUCUUUCCCUUUGGAUGAACUUCUUCCUUUGGAGAUCAAACAGAAAAGCAACAGCCAAAACCACCCAUUCUCAAUACAAAAUUAAAAUGACAAAUUAUAAGUAGAAUGUUUCUAUUUUAAUAAUAGAAAAGCAUCGCCGAGAACUGUUCACACAAGCAAUCCAAUGUUGAAUAAAACUUAUUUUGGUCAAAAGUUAUUUGAAAUUAUUUUUUAAGAACUUGUCUUUAUGCACAUAGUUUAUAAAAAUCCAUAAAUUACAUAUUAGCUGUUAUUUCUCAAGCCAUAGAUGAGUUCAAAAGAGAAUAUUAAUGCAACCAUGUACCUAGAGUUGUGUAACAGUAUGUCAGCAGCAAAAAUCCCAGCUUUCUAUGAAGUAUUUCUGUUUUCCAUGUGGAAUCCUAAAAUUUUUUUUCAGUGUUUCACCUUCUUCUUACAGCUGGAAAAACAUGCACAUAGGGUGGAUCACCAAUUUAUAGUAUAUCUUUACAGCAUUGAACUUUAAGCUGCAGCAAGAAAAACCUGAAUGGAAAAAGUCAAGCUUUGGUUUUGUUCUUACAUUUUAUUUUUUCAGAAGCCUUUCUUUAUGAAAUACAAUAAGAGAUUCCCAUGGCAGUCUGAUAUUUUUCCAUAGCAGCUUUAGUGUCUUUGAAGUGAAAUAAUUGUUUAAGUUUUGGAUCAUCUCUUGGUUGUUGGUUCUGUAAAGGCUAAAUGCAUCACUGUGAACACAUUACCAGACUGUUUUAAUAAUAUGCCAAUCAUGUACUCUGAUAAAGAGCACUAAAUUAUUAAAUGUGGAGAUGUGAAAUAAAAGUGCUCGGAUAUG